AUGCUAAUUUAAUAAAGACAACCACUCAUUUAAUUUGAUGAUUUUAAAUCAUUUAUGGGUAGUUAAUGGAUUAAGAUUAAUUAUUUAAGUCAAACUCAAUCUAUUUAAUGCCCUAAUGAUUUUGUAAAUUGUGUUGACCACAACAAAGAAAGAAUUUAAAUUGACUAAGAACAAUUAGCAAAGUUCUAAACCUCUAACUAGAAAAUAAUGAUAAUCACAUUCUUCAUUUAUGGAUAUCACAUCACUUAUAUCGAAAAAUAACAAUUUCGUUAUAAUUUCUUCAAAAAGUUUAUCUAAGCAAUAGAUAAAAUCGAAAUUAAAAGUCUCGAAAACUUAUAAUAGAUAAUUGAACCUUAGCAUCCUAUUUGCAAAUCAAUUUUACUUGAAUGCAUAAUAAUGCUUCUUCAUCAAUCAAGUUAAUUAUUAGAAAUAAAUCAAUAAAAUGAAAUAGAAGAAUAUGAUGAUGAUUAUACUACUAUACCUGAAAGCAAACUAUUUUAUAAAUAGGCUUAUAUACAUUUAGUAAAUUAAAUGAAAGAUGUUUUGUUUAAAUGUUACAAUGAAGGAUAAAUCUUAAUCUAAAUAUUCAUCAACUAAUUAUUUUAGAGUGAGGAACUAUGUUAAAAGAUACCAAAAGAAUAUGCAAUUAAAAUUCGUUAUUAUGAUACAAAGUUUAUAAUUGAUUUGAUGCAAGAAUAUAUUGAUUGUUCUGAUAAGUUAAUUCAUGUUACAAGAUUAUUAAUCAAAUAGACAUUUCUUUAGAAUCAAGAAAGCUAAGGUAAAAUAUCAUAUCAAAUAUUUUCUAAUUUAUAGAAAUUGAAUGAUAAAACAUAUUUAUGUCUAUAGGCUUUAAAAAUUUGGUUGAAUUCUAAAAACUUAACUGUCUUUUAAUAAAUUAGAUAGUUUUUAGAAAAUACAUUUGAGAAUUCUAAUUUUAGCUAUGAGUAUGAUUAAUAAUGUAUCGAUAUAUCAUUUGAAAUAUUAAGUAAAUUAUAUUAAUAUAUAUAUAAUAGCUAAUAUUAAAUCUUAGGCAUUUAUAAAUGGCACAAAUUAUACUGAAUAAUUAUUAUAGGAGUUAAUAUAUAUAUUUGAUAUAAUAUGGAUAACUUUGGAAUCUCAAACUUGUAAUCAACUUUUUGUUUAAAAGUAUGAUUUUUGGUUAAGUUAUAUUAAUGGUUUAAAUGAACUCCUUAUUUCUUUGACACCCGUUUCAAAAUAAUCAAAUGAUAUAAAAAGAUGUGCUGGUCUAUUUGUUAUUUUACGUUAUCAUCAGAAUAUUUAAAAUUAUGUAUCAUCUUCAACUAUUUUAUUUCAUUUUAUUGAUCAACUCUAUCCAUUAGAUUAGAGUCUAAUUAAAUAAAGCAUUUUACUCUAAAAUUUGAUUAAAUCAUCUAUUGAAUUUAUAGUGGAUCCAUCUCUAGCAUAAAAUGAAGGAAUAAUGACAACAAUAGAAAAAGUCUUAAGAUAAGUAUAAUUUAUAAGUCCAUAUUUUAAAUAAAAGAUAUUUCAAUAUAUUUGGACUAAAUUGAAUCCUGAAGAUAGAUUUUACUUAUAAGUAUUAUAAAUGGUAGUAACCUUAUAUUUAGAAAAUGAAGAUCAUUCAUUAGGAACUAGAAAUAGUUUUUUUAUUUCAAUAUUAGAAAUGGAAAGUUAAAAGAAGAUUGUUCAUCCAUAAAAAUUUCAUGCUUUACUUUAAAUAUGUUAAUACUUAUGUCUAGAAAAUGCUUAAAUAAAUAUGGAAUAAAUAUUUUCUUAACAUGAUCCAUAUGCUAAUUGUUUAUAUUUUAAGUAAUUUAAAAUUAAGAGAAGUUUCUAAGAUUUUUUUUAAGUUAAUAAUUAUUAUAAUUUAAUAAUAAAUUUAAUUUCUGGGAUUAGUAAUACUACAAAUUUAGUAUAUUAAUUAAAAGAGUUUAUUAAAUUAUUAUGGUUAUUAACUGAAGGAUUAAAAUUAUGUUAGAUUGAUUUUGCUGAUGAUUUUAUUUCAUAUUUAGAAUAAAAACUAUAUUUAUUUACAGAUGAUUAAAUGAGAGAACUUAUUGAACUUCUAUUUGAUUGUUCAGUUUCUAUGAUAAGUAGAUUUAUAAGAUUAAAGAAUGCAACUAAUACAGCUGAAUAAUAUGGAGAGAUAAUUAUAUAAAAUGAAUUCUGUUUAAAAGUAAAUAAAUUGAUAUUUAUUAAGGUUCUUGUUGAAACAUUUCUAUUUAAUACAACUCCUUCAGAAUAAUUAAGACUUAAAUGUCUAUAAUUCUUAGGUAUACUAAUUUCCAUGAAUGAUUAUAAUAAGAUGAUAUUUAGAGAAGCUAUUAGAUUAUCAGUAUAAAAUCUUAAAUUAUAAUUAGAACUUUUUAUUAUGUAUGAGAAAUUAGAAAAAUAAGAAUUUAUAAAAAUCUAUGGAAGAAGUAUUAAAAAGAUCAUUAUCAUUCAUUAGAAAUGAUUAAAUUUAAAAAUUAAUCUAAAAUGCACCUAAAGAAUCAUAAAAAAAUAAAGUUUUUAGAUAAUCUGCAUUUUCAUAAUAUGUAGGAACUACUUUAGAAAAUCUAUCAAAUAGUGGUUCUGAAACUAAAUUUAAAAGAUAAUUUUAGUUAUUAGGAAAGGAUAGUGGAAUUAUAAUUAAAAAUUACAAAGAUAUAUGUAUAAAUAAAUCAUGGAAAUCUUUUACAAUUUUAAUGGAAUUCAAAAGGGAAGGUUUUCAUUUUAUUAAUUCAAAUGCAAAAUCAUUGGAUGAAAUUUAUAAAAAAGAAUAGAUUUUAUUUGCAUAUACUGGACAUAUAGAGAGACAAGAUAAAGGUGGUCAUUAAGGAACAUCUUAAAAAUAAAAUAUUGUCUAAGUUGAUUUAAUAAUAGUUUCAUUAAUUAAUUAAUUUUUAUAUCAAGAAGAAUAAUAAAAUUUAAAUCCUCUUGAUAAUUAUAUAAAAAUUGCAAUACUUAAUUCAGAAUAAUAAAUGUAAGAAUUUACAAUUAUUUACACAUAAUAAUCAAAAGAUGAAACUAUAUUACUUAUGUUUAUGUUUGAUGAUAGACAUAAAGGAAAAUUUAAUAUAAAUAUUUAAAAUUAGGUUAAGAAAUCUUUUUAAAUUAAACCAUUUUUAUCAGAAUAUAUCAAAAAGCAUUCUGAUAAACAUCCUCUUAGUGUUAAUAUAGGUUCUUAUUAUUCAAAUUAAUAAUUUUAAAGAACAUUUUAAGGAAUCAUAAAUAAUUUUAUAUUUAUUGAGAAUAUUUUAUUGGAUAAAUAAAUUGAAUCAAUAUAUACAAGAAAUUAAACUAAUUUAGUAGAAGCAGUUGAAAAGGAGACUAUGAAUUUUGGAGUUGAUGAAAUUUAAAGUAUUAUUCAUUAUUAUUAUUUUAUUUAGGUAGAGAAAUGUAGUACUUAGAUUUUGAAAAAUUUAAAUCAAGUUUUUAAAUUGCUGAAAUUAAAGAUGUUUUAAAAAUUAUUAGAGCUUAGAAUAUAUAAGAUUAAAAUUUCAUUAUGAAUAUGAUUAAGAAAUAGAUAUAACAUAAGAUAACUUAUGAAUUAAAUUAAGAAGCUAAAGUAAUAUAUUAAGGGGCAAACAUUAUUGAAGAUACAAGUUUAGCUGAAGUUUUCUUAAGUUUAGAGAAUAUUGAAAUUAUUCUAUUCAUCAUAUCUAUUACAACUUAAACUUAUUUUGAUAUAGAACCAUAAGAAAGGAGAUCUUGUAAGUUAAGAAGUGUUAAAGUAGUUUUGUAAAAUGGAUUUAUUUCUAGUAAAGGAGUUUAUAAAAGAACAAAUUAUUUUGAUUCUUUAUCAAGAUCAUUAUUUUUUGUAAAGGAUUUAAGAAAAUGUAGAGAUGAUUAUGUAAAUUGUCAUUAAUUUCAAUUGAAUCUUAUGAAAUAAAAUAGUUCUGUAAUAUCUUUAGGUGAAUCUCCUGAAUAAUAAAGAUAAAAUUUUAUUUAGUUAGAAUCAGACAGUUCAAAUUCAAAUACUAAUUCAAUAAAAUUAGCUACUCAACAUCAAAUUAUUUCAUAAUAAAAUGUAGAUUAGAUUGAUUAAACUUCAUUAUUCAAUAUACCAAUUAUUUAAGUUUAAAACACAUUCUCUUAAGAAAUAUAAUCCCCUUUUGUUAUUAAAUCAAAUGAGUCUGAAUUCAAAUAGAAUUCUCCAGGUGAUGUACCAAAUAUUGAAACACCAAAUUAUGUUUCUUAAAAUGAGAAAUUUACAUUAGAGUAGUUUAAUAUAGAUAGAAAAGUUAAAUCUUAAUUUACUGGAAGAAAAAAUACAAGAAACUAUACAUGUAAUAUAUAAGCAAAAUAGGCAUAAUUAAUAAGCAAGAAUAUAUAAAAUAUGGCUGAAAUAUAGAGUGAUAAAAAUAUUGAUUGGCAUCAAUAAUAAUAGAGUGAAUCAAUAAUAAUGGAUUCUAAUUUAUAUCAUUGUGAAUGGAUUAGGGUAAAGAUGUAAAUAUAUGGUGAAUUAAAAAUAUUAGAAAAAGGAAAAAUCAUUUAAUUUUAAAGUGAUGGUUAAGAACGACCUGAUAAAGAAUUCUACAUAUAUGGAACAAUAGUAUUACAUUAUAUAAUAAUAUUAAUAGCCUUAUAAUUUAAAGAAAUUGAAGAAAAAGAAGAUUAUAAACACUUCAUAAAUUUUGGAAAUUUAAACUAGAAGAUAUUCAUAUAAAGAAAUUGCUAUAGAGAUAUUCUGCAAAAAUACCAAAUCUUAUUUUUUUGUUUUAUAUGAUUAAGAGAGAAGAACAUAAUUUUUGAAUUAAAUAAAAUAGAACAACUUUUUCAGUAUUGUAAUAGACAAAAGAGCAGGUAAUUAAUAGAUUUGAUGAAUUUUUAGAAUUUUAAGCAAAAGAAUAUACAAAAAAAUGGGUGAAAGGAAAAUUAUCUAAUUUUGAAUAUUUAAUGUUAAUUAAUAAAUAUUCUGGAAGAUCAUUUAAUGAUUUAAAUUAAUAUCCAAUAUUUCCAUGGGUUAUUAGUGAUUAUAAAAGCAGGACUAUUGAUUUAGUAAUUAAAUUAAUUAUUAUUAAAAUAGAAUAAAAGAGAAACUUAUAGAGAUUUAGAAAAGAUGAUAAGUACUUCAAAUGAAGAAAGAUUAAAAAAUUGUAAAAUUAGAGCUGAAUCUCUAAAAUAAACUUAGAAUGAAUAUUUUUUAUUUGGAUCUCAUUAUAGUGUAGCUGCAUAAAUAAUUAAUACACUUGUUAGAAUAGAACCAUUUACAACAUUAUCUUGUGAAUUACAAGAUGGAAAAUUAGAUUAACCUGAUAGAAUAUUUUUCUCAAUUUCUAAUAUUUGGGAAUCUUGUUAAAAUGAUAAUUAAGAUUAUAGAGAAUUAAUUCCAGAAUAUUUUUACUUACCAGAAUUUCUGAAGAAUAUUAAUAAAAUAUAGUUUGGUUAAAGAUAGAAUUAAGAAUAAGUAGAUGAUGUUGUAUUACCUCCAUGGGCUUCUAGUUGUGAAGAGUUUAUUGAAAUUAAUAGAUAGGCACUUGAAUCAAGUUAUGUAAAUGAAAAAUUGCAUAAUUGGAUUAAUUUAAUUUUUGGACCAUAUGCCUCUGGUGAAGAAGCAAGAAAAAGGGAUAAUUUAUAUCAUUGGUUAACCUAUGAUUCAUGUUUAACAUACUUAGAUAAAUUGCCAAGUUAAGAACGAUUGGGAUAUUUAGCUUAAAUAUAGUAGUUUGGUUAAGUACCUUUUUAAUUAUUUACAAAACCACAUUGGCCUAAAUAAAAAUAAGAGUAGAAUCUAUUUUCACCUAUGAACUUAAUUAAACUUUUAAGUGAAAGAAAAUCUCUUAAUUCUAAAAGAAUAAUUAAGUUUGAUAAAAGAGUUGCUAUAAAAAUCUAUAAAGAAAGUGAAAAUUUACAUGUUCUAUUGAAUGAUAAAUAAGUUUAUAAAUUAAAGUAUUCAUAUUAAAAUAUUUUAGAUUUAAUAGUAAUUAAGAGAGAAGAGAUAGUGAAGAAAAAUUAGCAAAUGCAUCAUCAUUUUCUAUUAGAGGAAAUGAGAAACUCCAUUCAAAAGUAUUAUAAUUUUAAUUUGAUGACCAUGUUCUAUUUGUUUGUGGAUAUUUAAGUGGAGCAGUUUAUAUCUAUAAUUUACUAGUUGAUAAAUCUUAAUAAGCUUAGAUAAGUCAUAAAAUCAAAUUACAUAAAAAAAGAGUCACUUGUUUAUCAUAUUCCCCUAAAUUGAAAAUACUAUGUUUGGGUGCAAAAGACAAUAGAGUGACUAUUUGGAAAGCCAUUCAUUCUAAUGAUAAAUAAAUUUCAUUCUUAUAAACUCCUUCUUUAAUUCUAUAUGGUCAUGAUAAAACCAUUAAAUGUGUUCAUAUUGAUGAUACUUUAUAAGUUGUAGUAAGUUUGGAUAAAAUUGGGAAAUUAUAAAUUCAUUCUAUUAUAUCUGGAUUAUUUUUAAAUGAUAUUAAACUUGAUUUAGUAGAGGGUGAAAGAGUAUAAAAUAUAGUAUCAAAUGGAAAUGGAUUAAUAGUAUUAUACACUACAAAUAACUAAAUUAUAGCUACCAGGUAUUAUAUAAAUAAUAAUAUUGCUAGAAUUAAUGGUUUGAAUAUUUAGAGAUAUUCUUACAAUAAUAUGGGUAGUAUAACUUAAAUUAGUAUAUAUUUAUAAUCUCAUUUAUUGGUGUCUACUCUAAAAGGCGAAAUACUUAUAAUAUAAGAUAUAGCCAGUCUACCAGAUUAACCUCCUAUAUUUUUCCAUUUGUAUCAAAAUACAUCCAAUAUAGGAAUUAAGACAUUUUGUUAAUGUAUUUUAACUUGAAUAUCAAUUAGUUAUGGAGAAUGAAGCUUUUAUCUUAUUAGCAAGUUUGAUGGAUGGAUCAUUAUAUAGAUUUGUUAUAAGUUGCGAAUAAAGUAAAAUUGAUAAUUUAUUUAAUAGACGUUGAAUUUUAUCAUUAUUUAGGCAAGUUAGGAAUGUGA
This is a messenger RNA of Paramecium pentaurelia, 6881 nucleotides long. NCBI's taxonomy places the organism in Eukaryota, Ciliophora, Oligohymenophorea, Peniculida, Parameciidae. The record is from the annotation of a GenBank genome assembly.